Notechis scutatus (mainland tiger snake) is the source of this 2174-nucleotide messenger RNA. The record is from RefSeq and is a predicted model, not a curated record. NCBI's taxonomy places the organism in Eukaryota, Metazoa, Chordata, Lepidosauria, Squamata, Elapidae.
CGCGUUGCUGCGAUUUGUGUGGGUAAGCGUGUGUCGCUGCGGUCUUGUCUUUCAUCCUGCCGGGGCAUCUCUCUCUCUCUCUCUCUCUCUCUCUCUCUUUGUGGCAGGCCUUACUUUACCGAUCUUUUCGCUUUUUUUCCCCCCUUCCGCGCGCCAAUUGUGCGCCCUGCACACGCAUCCCUUCUCCAAAGACGCCGCCGCCGCCAUGUCUUCCCCGUCCUCUGGGGAACAGUAUGAGGAGGAGGAGGACGGCGCAUACGAGAGCCAGGCCAAGCGGCUGAAACCCAGCGCCGCCGCCGAAGAGGGGGAGAUCGAGUAUGGGGCAGAGGAGGGCGAGAGCCGCCGGGAAAAGGCCGCCCCUCGCGCGGGGGGCUUCUCCGGAGGGGAUGCUGGAGGCAGUCAUCACAAAGUUUCCGUUUCUCCUGUGGUCCAUGUCCGUGGUCUUUGUGAGUCAGUUGUGGAGGCAGACCUUGUGGAAGCUCUUGAAAAAUUUGGGACCAUAUGUUAUGUGAUGAUGAUGCCAUUUAAACGCCAAGCUUUGGUAGAAUUUGAGGAUAUUGAAAGUGCCAAAAAGUGUGUUACUUUUGCAGCAGAUGAGCCAGUAUACAUAGCAGGACAACAAGCGUUUUUCAAUUACUCUACAAGCAAAAGAAUAACUCGUCCAGGAAACACUGAUGACCCAUCUGGUGGGAAUAAAGUUCUGCUGUUAUCAAUUCAGAAUCCUUUAUAUCCAAUUACUGUGGAUGUCUUGUAUACAGUAUGCAAUCCUGUUGGGAAAGUACAACGUAUUGUCAUAUUCAAGAGAAAUGGAAUACAAGCCAUGGUUGAGUUUGAAUCAGUUCUUUGUGCUCAGAAAGCAAAAGCUGCACUCAAUGGAGCGGAUAUAUAUGCAGGAUGCUGUACAUUGAAAAUUGAAUAUGCAAGGCCAACUCGACUUAAUGUAAUUCGAAAUGACAAUGAUAGUUGGGAUUAUACUAAGCCAUAUCUGGGCAGACGAGAUAGAGGGAAAGGCCGACAGAGGCAAGCUAUUUUGGGAGAACAUCCCUCAUCAUUUAGACAUGAUGGCUAUGGAUCACAUGGUCCUCUGUUACCUUUACCAAGUCGGUAUAGAAUGGCAUCUCGGGAUACUCCAGAGCUUGUUGCUUAUCCACUUCCACAGGCCUCCUCAUCUUACAUGCAUGGAGGAAACCCCUCAGGAUCUGUUGUCAUGGUCAGUGGUUUGCACCAGCAAAAGAUGAAUUGUUCAAGAGUCUUCAACUUGUUCUGUUUGUAUGGAAAUAUUGAAAAGGUGAAAUUUAUGAAGACUAUUCCAGGCACUGCAUUAGUGGAAAUGGGUGAUGAAUAUGCUGUUGAGAGAGCAGUAACACAUCUCAAUAAUGUCAAAUUAUUUGGGAAAAGACUAAAUGUUUGUGUAUCCAAGCAGCAUUCAGUUGUUCCUAGUCAAAUAUUUGAGCUGGAAGAUGGGACAAGCAGUUAUAAAGAUUUUGCAAUGAGCAAGAACAAUCGUUUUACCAGUGCUGGCCAAGCAUCCAAGAACAUCAUCCAGCCACCUUCUUGUGUAUUGCAUUACUAUAAUGUACCCCUAUGUGUGACUGAAGAGACCUUUGUAAAGUUGUGUGAUGAUCAUGAAGUCCUAUCUUUUAUCAAAUAUAAAGUAUUUGAUCCAAAACCAUCAGCUAAAACACUUUCUGGUCUCUUGGAAUGGGAAUGCAAGACAGAUGCAGUGGAAGCUCUUACAGUACUCAAUCACUACCAGAUAAGAGUGCCUAAUGGCUCUAACCCAUAUACCUUGAAGCUUUGCUUCUCUACUUCUUCCCAUCUGUAGACAAAAGACAGCAUGUUAAGGACUCCAUUUACCUUUAUUUACAAAUAUGAGAUGAUACGGAUUCAUUGAUUCUAAAAUAUUUGCCCAGUUUCCUUGUUUGAGUUUAACCGGUUUAUGUUUUGUAAUACAUGAAUGUGUUUAAAUGCAAAAUGUUUCCUUUUUUCUCAAAAAAGUAGGUAUACCAGUGUAUAAUAUAGUGCAUAUUAACCCAUGUAACUAUUAACUACAGGCUUUGACUGCCUUGGUUGUAGCGUGUGCAUAUCAAUUGGAUACAGAUCUUGAUUUUAAACCAGUUUUCCAUAUCACCAUAACAUUACCAUUCCAUUUACAGAGGUUAUUUUUCAUUUUG